Molecule: messenger RNA, 453 nt
Organism: Cooperia oncophora
Lineage: Eukaryota; Metazoa; Nematoda; Chromadorea; Rhabditida; Trichostrongylidae
Source: the annotation of a GenBank genome assembly
AUGCCUACACGAAGUUCCAGUCUUCAGCUAGCCAUUUUGUCUACUUUUACGGAAAUGACCUAUAGAUUUAACGAUAUGUCUGUUGGAAUCCUUACCAGGGAAUCUGUCCGAAGAGCUUUGCAGGUUGGAAUCACGGCUAGCCAAAUCAUUUCGUUCCUACGAGCAAAUGCUCAUCAACAGUGCGUUACUACUGGUGGUCCACUGAACUGCUUACCUGUCACGGUAGCGGACCAGAUUCGGUUAUGGGAAGACGAACGUCGUCGAUUAAAUUUCACUGAUGCCACACUUUAUUCAACCUUUGAAGGUGAUUCAGAGUUCAUCGGUGUUCGCGAUUUUUCUAUGCGGGAAGGUAUACUUCUAUGGGCAGACAGCGACAAGAAGCUGGUGAUAGUGUCGGAUGAAGGCCAUGAAAAGGUACGAGGGUGGUGGAAAGCUAACAAAGCAGCAAUGUGA